UAUAUUCGAUUUAGGAGAAACUGUCAGUGUAUUAACAUGCCGGAACCCUCCGUCAAAGCGCCCAAGAAGGGCUCCAAGAAAGCCGUCUCUAAGGCUGUCAGCAAGACCGGCAAGAAGAAGAGAAAGACCAGGAAGGAGAGCUACGCCAUCUACGUGUACAAGGUGCUGAAGCAGGUCCACCCCGACACCGGCAUCUCCUCCAAGGCUAUGGGCAUCAUGAACUCGUUUGUGAGCGACAUCUUUGAGCGAAUCGCCGGUGAGUCCUCCCGUCUGGCUCAUUACAACAAGCGCUCCACCAUCACUUCCAGGGAGAUCCAGACCGCCGUGAGGCUGCUGCUGCCUGGGGAGCUGGCCAAGCACGCCGUGUCUGAGGGCACCAAGGCCGUCACCAAGUACACCAGCUCCAAGUAAACAUCCCGCUGCUGUAAUUCUCUAAACCAACGGCUCUUUUAAGAGCCACUCACUUCAUCUAAAGAGGUCUUCCUGUUAUCACCGAUACACUAUCAAUGUUAAACACUAAAGAAAGUGACUGA
Sander lucioperca (pikeperch) is the source of this 533-nucleotide messenger RNA. RefSeq names its product histone H2B-like. Lineage: Eukaryota; Metazoa; Chordata; Actinopteri; Perciformes; Percidae. The record is from RefSeq and is a predicted model, not a curated record. Gene Ontology annotation, molecular function: DNA binding; protein heterodimerization activity; structural constituent of chromatin. Bases 37 to 411 code for a protein of 124 amino acids. Gene Ontology annotation, cellular component: nucleosome. The transcript has a single exon.